AUGUUAGUAUUACAUUUCUUGCAAUGUGCUGUAUGGCCACCGAUCCUUCCGAAUCUACGCAAAAUUGAUCCGAAUCGGUUCGGCGGUAUUAAGUAUAAUGUUCCAUUGGAAAAAUUGCAAAUUUUUGACCGAUCACCUGAAUUACCACCUGAUCGUCGACGGAACUGUAAAACGGUUGCUGAAUUGUUGAUGGCGUUUUUCGAUUAUUAUGCCAGGUUCGAUUUUGCAAAUCAGAAAAUAUCAAUGCCUCAAGCACGUGUCUUAGACAGAGAGAGACCAUUUCGUGGGUAA
This is a messenger RNA of Anisakis simplex (herring worm), 291 nucleotides long. Lineage: Eukaryota; Metazoa; Nematoda; Chromadorea; Rhabditida; Anisakidae. The record is from the annotation of a GenBank genome assembly.